AUGUGCAUUACUGGUCCGAGGUGGAGAUAAGGGAGCAUCAUCGUGGGGAGCCCUGUACCGGAGAGCAUGGAGAACCCUGUUGCGGUGGGCAUCAUGGAGGAGCUUGAGGCCCAGAGCGAGGUGUGGAACCACAUUUUUAGAUUCAUCACCUCCAUGUCCGUCAAGUGCGCGGUGGAGCUCAGGGUCCCCGACGCCAUCCACGCCCACGGCGGCAACGCAACUCUCCCUCAGCUGGCCGCCGCCGUCAGCCUCCCUCCCGCCAAGCUCGCCGACCUCCGACGCCUCAUGCGCAUGCUGGUCCACGCCGGCUGCUUCACCAAGCAGGAAGACGACGUGUACGCCCUCACGCCAUGGUCGAGGCUCCUGGUGAGCUCCGAGCACACCUCGGUGGCCCCGUUCGUGGUGUGGAUGCUCCACCCGCUCAUGGUCCAGUCGUGGCACUCGCUGGGGGCGUGGUUCCACGGGAGGGCGCCCACGCCCUUCGCCGCGACCCACGGGAAGGGGAUCUUCGAGACGACACGCGAGCAGCCGGGGUUCGCGGCCGUCUUCAACGAGGCGAUGGCGAGCGACUGUCGGCUGGUGGGACAGGUGUUGGUAAAGAAGCGUGCGGAGGUGUUGGAGGGAGCGCGGUCGAUGGUGGACGUGGGUGGCGGCACGGGCACCCUUGCGGCGAUCGUGGCCGAGGCCUUCCCGCACAUGAAGUGCACCGUCCUCGAGUUGCCCCACGUCGUGGCCGCGGCCGCGGGCGCCGGCAAGCCGAACAACUUGGAUGUUGUUGGGGGAAACAUGUUCGACCAUAUACCAUCGGCUGACAUUAUGUUACUCAAGUGGAUCCUGCACGACUGGAAAGAUGCGGAAUGUGUGAAGAUAUUAAAACGCUGCAGGGAGGCAAUACCAUCCAAGCAAAACGGAGGCAAAGUCAUCGUGAUCGACAUUGUUCUCGCGGGAGACGAAGGCAGCAAGUCUGAUAAGUCGAGGGAGUCACAGUUGUUCUUAGACAUGCUGAUGAUGACAGUCAGUGGAGGGAUGCAAAGGGAGGAACACGAAUGGCGUAAGAUCUUUACGGACGCUGGUUUUUCGAGCUACACGAUCAAAGGUAUGGGAUUGCGCUCCUUGAUCGAGGUUUAUCCUUGAUGUUUAUCGCAAGUGAAUUUUAUUAAUGGGGGUCAGUCAAACAAUAAGCUCCUCCAACAAUGGUAAGUUGAAAACAUCUGUAUGUUACCGAAUAAGGUGAUGCAAGAUUCAAUGCCUUCUUCAGCAGUCUUACAUUCAAUGCCUGAGAGUCAAAGCCAGCGAUUGUUUUAAGUCCAACCAUAUGUAUGACCUAUGAAAGUGCCAAAAGAAUAAAAAAACUUGAUGACCUAUCAA
Musa acuminata AAA Group (dessert banana) is the source of this 1368-nucleotide messenger RNA. RefSeq names its product trans-resveratrol di-O-methyltransferase-like. Gene Ontology annotation, biological process: methylation. The transcript has 2 exons. Gene Ontology annotation, molecular function: O-methyltransferase activity; protein dimerization activity; S-adenosylmethionine-dependent methyltransferase activity. NCBI's taxonomy places the organism in Eukaryota, Viridiplantae, Streptophyta, Magnoliopsida, Zingiberales, Musaceae. Bases 67 to 1134 code for a protein of 355 amino acids. The record is from RefSeq and is a predicted model, not a curated record.